AUGCCGGUCAUCAAUGAGCACAACGAGAGGAUGAAGAAAUUCAAGAACAAGGGCAAGGAUGCAGCCGCCCUGCGGAGACAGAGGAUGGAGACGAGCAUUGUGCUGCGCAAGGCCAAGAAGGAUGAGCAGAUCCUGAAGCGCAGGAGUAUUUCGUUCGGUUUGACGGAUGACGUGCUUUCUCCAGGAGAAGAAAAAAGAGAUGAGAUUAUUCAGCUGUCCUUGGAGGAAAUCGUUGAAGCUGUGAAUGGGAGCGAUGGUGAGCUGCAGCUGCAGGCAACGCAGGCCACCAGGAAAAUGUUGUCCAGGCAGACUAACCCUCCUAUCAAUCAGAUCAUCGAGCUGGGGAUCAUCCCCAGGCUGGUUGAAUUCCUGACCUACGCUGACAAUGCUCCUCUGCAGUUCGAAGCAGCCUGGGCACUGACUAACAUCGCCUCUGGCACCUCCGAGAACACCAGGGCGGUGGUGGAGGCAGGUGCCAUCCCAGUCUUCAUCUCGCUCCUGUCCUCCCCGCACAUGUACAUCAGCGAGCAGGCCGUGUGGGCACUGGGCAACAUCGCAGGUGAUGGUCCUCUGUACAGAGAUGCUCUUAUCAAAUGCAAUGUGAUUCCUCCCUUGCUGGCUCUGGUGUCACCUACAACUCCAAUUGGGUUCCUGAGGAACAUUGCAUGGACCUUAUCAAACCUCUGUAGGAGCAAGAACCCCUACCCUCCCCUGGACGCGGUGAAAAAGAUACUGCCAGUCCUCAUCUGCCUCCUGCAACAUGAGGACAAGGACAUAAUUUCUGACUCCUGCUGGGCUGUUUCCUAUCUGACCGAUGGCUCCAACGAUCGCAUCCAAAUUGUGGUGGAUACAGGGAUUCUUCCAAGGCUGGUGGAACUCUUGGCCAGCCUGGAGUUGAUUGUUAUGGCUCCAGCUCUCCGUGCCAUUGGGAAUGUAGUCACAGGGACUGAUGAGCAGACCCAGGCAGCUAUUGACGCCGGCAUUUUGGCUGUCCUGCCCCAUCUCCUGCGCCAUGCAAAGCCAACUAUACAGAAAGAAGCUGCAUGGGCGCUCAGUAACAUUGCAGCAGGGCCUUGCCAGCAGAUCCAGCAACUCAUCACCUGUGGGUUACUGCCACCUUUGGUGGAGCUGCUUGAUAAGGGGGACUUCAAAGCUCAGAAGGAGGCUGUGUGGGCAGUGGCCAACUUCAUGACAGGAAGCACUGUGGAGCAGGUGGUGGAGCUGGUCCACUCCGGGGUCCUCAAACCUCUGCUCAACCUACUCUCAAUCAAAGACAGCAAAACUAUCCUGGUCAUCCUGGAUACCAUUUCAAAUCUCUUCCUGGCAGCUGAGAAGCUGGGAGAGGUAGACAGGUUGUGUCUGCUGGUGGAAGAGCUUGAUGGUCUGGAGAAAAUUGAAGCCCUGCAAACCCAUGAAAACAAUAUGGUCUACCGAGCUGCACUGAAUAUCAUGGAGAAAUACUUUUCUGGUGAGGAAAACUCAGAUCUGCAGCCUGGGACUGACCAAGAUGGGCUAUAUGAUUUUUCAGUGAAGAAGCAAGACUUCAACUUCUGA
This is a messenger RNA of Apaloderma vittatum (bar-tailed trogon), 1554 nucleotides long. Its product is annotated as importin subunit alpha-1-like. Gene Ontology annotation, biological process: NLS-bearing protein import into nucleus. The coding region runs from base 1 to 1554 and encodes 517 amino acids. The transcript is spliced from 10 exons. Gene Ontology annotation, cellular component: cytoplasm; nucleus. NCBI's taxonomy places the organism in Eukaryota, Metazoa, Chordata, Aves, Trogoniformes, Trogonidae. The record is from RefSeq and is a predicted model, not a curated record. Gene Ontology annotation, molecular function: nuclear import signal receptor activity; protein binding.